Macrosteles quadrilineatus (aster leafhopper) is the source of this 5703-nucleotide messenger RNA. RefSeq lists its product as uncharacterized. Gene Ontology annotation, cellular component: nucleus; cytoplasm. The record is from RefSeq and is a predicted model, not a curated record. NCBI's taxonomy places the organism in Eukaryota, Metazoa, Arthropoda, Insecta, Hemiptera, Cicadellidae. The transcript has 12 exons. Gene Ontology annotation, molecular function: protein serine/threonine kinase activity; ATP binding. Gene Ontology annotation, biological process: actin cytoskeleton organization; protein phosphorylation. The coding region runs from base 368 to 2941 and encodes 857 amino acids.
UCAUGGCGAUCAGAGAAUAGUAGAGAUAGUGUUUCCAUUGAAAGUUUUUACUUGGUUCAGUUAUGUCAAUGUCAGAGGAUGUGAUGUGUAAUUAAUUUAAAUUAUUUGCUUGGCUCAUCAGUUAAAAAAAUAUGUGUUCUUCAAUAUUGGAUACGUUAAAUAUAAUGGUCAAGGUGAUUGGUUGACAAAUAUCUACAAAUACUUUAGUUAGCCCAGGUGAAGAAAAAAGUGUAAUUUUAAGUUAAUGAAGUUUGCAAUUGAAGCAAACCAGGACAUGGUUGUGUACUAUUCUACACUUUUGGAUCGUAUUAGGUGUACAGUGACAUACAUAAUAGAAACUGAAACGGUGACAUAAGUGCAAAGUGUGAUGUUGCGUGAUAGUGGGUUUCAUGAGACGGCCAGUGAGCCUGGUGGGAUAGAUAAUUCGGUAGUGAUGUCCCCCAUCAUUCCUGUUCCUCCAGUCAUGGCGGCUGAUGUUAGCGGAUCCGAUAAAGAUUCCAGGAUUACAGGGUCAUCAUGCAGAGCACUCCGUAAUGCAGUAUCUGGUCUCAACCGACUGGACGAUUUUGUUCUAGAAAAAAUUGGUUCUGGUUUCUUCUCUGAAGUUUUUAAGGUUACACAUAGAGUUACGGGUAAAGUUAUGGUUCUAAAGAUGAAUCAACUCCGUUCAAACAGACAUAACAUGCUCAAAGAAGUUCAGCUGAUGAAACAGCUGGAUCACAAAAACAUUUUAGGGUUUAUGGGGGUUUGUGUUCAUGCAGGCCAGCUUCAUGCACUUACGGAAUUUAUCAAUGGAGGAAGCCUAGAACAGCUGAUCCAAGCAAGGAACCUUGAGUUGACAUUCAUUGUGAGGAUGCAGCUGGCUUUGGACAUAGCCCGGGGAAUGGAGUACCUUCAUUCUCGCGACGUCUUCCAUAGAGACCUUACAUCCAAGAAUGUACUGGUCAAGAAGGAUGAAACAACAGGUGAAAUGAUGGCUGUGGUCGGGGACUUUGGGCUGGCUGCUAAAAUUCCACGGUCGGGGUACAGACUGCCGACUGUUGGCUCCCCGUAUUGGAUGUCACCGGAGUGCCUCAAAGGUCAGUGGUAUGACGAGAGCUCGGAUGUGUUCAGCUACGGCAUCAUUCUGUGUGAGAUCAUCGCUAGAAUCGAAGCCGACCCUGACUUCCUGCCUCGAACGGAAAACUUCGGUCUUGACUACCUCGCGUUUAUCGAGCUUUGCACAGACCCUCCUCCUACACCACCGGACUUCCUCAAACUAGCCUUCAGCUGUUGCAAAUUUGAGCCGAAGAACCGGCCGACAUUCACGCAGGUAGUGGCUCUGCUUCAACCCAUGAUAGAGGAGGCCAGUGCCUCCGCCAGGCCCCGUCCCCCCACCACUAGCAUUGCAGCUCGUAGUGAGGAGUUUCUUCCUGGCGCAACACUCCCUCCCACCGCUUCUACUAGCCGCAAGUUGAUUCACCGCAGGUCAUUGUCAGAAGAUGUUGGUAUGAUCGUGUUUCCGCCGCACACAGCUCCCAGUGACAAGGCCAGGUGUCACUUUGUCACAGCUCGUCCGAUGUUGAAACAUGUCGGAGAGACGAUGGCCAAGAACGACCCUCACUACAAGCCUUUCCCCUCCAAGGCCAACCCGUUUGCAACGCUCAGCCAAUUCAAGGGUGUGAAAAAAAUCCUCGCAUCAACCAACUCAACCGACUUGUUUUCAUCAUGUUUUGAACUGCCCUCUCCCUCGCCCUUCCGAACCAAGCCGUUUGAGUUAUCAGCAGGAAACAAACUAGAACCCAAAGCCCCUUUCGAAAGGGGGAAAAUCUUCGAGGAAGAAGGUAUACACGCGUUGAGGAGAGAUUCUCAAGACCAGUCUUCCGUUUUAGUCGAACCCGUUGUUAAACCUUCACAAAUAAAAUCAAAGAAAAAGUUUGAAACGAGCGAAAAAUCAAAAGAAUUGAGUCCUUUUUCCCAAAGUUCCUUGGAUGAGGAUGUUUUGACUGUGAAGACUGCGGUUUUAGGUUGUGUAAAUAAAAUGGAAUCGAGGUGCUGUGCAGUUUUAAAAAGUAAACCGCGAUCUCUACCUUCAUCUCCUACGUUCACUAGAAGAAACACGGGGUCAGUUGUUACCUCUGAACUUAUUGCUCGACUAAAUGUGAGAAGAAAUCAAGUAUUAUCAAAAUGUUCGGGGGAAGAAGAGGCAUUACACAGAGUGGUCUGUGAAGCUGCUAGGAAGCGAGCAUCCCUCUACAACCACCCUCUGUUCAAAGCACCCUCGAACACUCCUCCUUCAGAUAGUAAAACAUCCCCUACAUCGCUGCAACACCCUUUAAGAUCUUGUGCCUCAAGCAGUAACUUGGCGUGCCUCCCAGACCUUGUUUUCCCGUCCGUCUCAACCCCUGUGGUCCCUCUCCGGAGAAGAGGCUCUUGCGAGUCCGGGUUUUUCAGCAGUGUAGGAGAGGACUUUUGUCUUCCAGGUAUAGAUUUAGGUACGGCAUCAUCAGUGACACUUUCUUCUUCCUCUUCCCUUUUCCUGGACUCUGGUGCGACAGUGUCGUGCUCGCUGGAUGACAUUGCGACACCAUUGCGAGGAGUGACACUGAGGUGUGACGCAGCCUGUCACAAGCGAUCCUCCUCCAUCUACACUGACAGUUCUGAGGACAUCUCCUCACUAGGUGGCAGUGACCUGCCUAGCUGGGACGAGCGGGCUAACCAGCCACCUCAACACAUCAGCAAGAUUGUCGAGUAUUUUGAGAAGAAGCAAGGCUCCGUAGCGUCCACCAGCUCUAAGUGGGAGUCUGGUGAUCUUCCGUCACCGAGCCUCACACACCACUAUCAGUUGCGCGAGUACUACCACGCGCGACGGCAACACUCAGCACGACGCGGCGUUAACCACCGCCUUAUGAUAUGCGAGGGCGCCGUGCGCUCCAAACUGCAGCUCUUCGAUAAGAAAUGAAAGCUUUAAAUCUGUUUCACCACUAGUCGUUAAUAUUAAAUUGUUAAUCCAAUUAGGUUCUUCCUCAUUGUAAAGUGUCACAUCAGCUGAUAUUUUAUUUUUAGUUUUGUGUGUUUUAUAAACAUGUCCAUCAUUAAUAGUUGUACAUUUUUUUGAUAAAAUUAAUCAAAAUUUAGAAGAUGUAUUUACAUAACAUAAUAAAUGGGAACAAGCGAUGAAAUAAAUUAUCAUAAAAGUCUAAAAAAUCACUUGGAAAGACUCAAGGUCUACCUGUCUCUGACGCUCCUGGUAGAAUAACUAACUGUGGAGAAGUAUUGGCACAAGUUUUUGUAUUACAUGAGGAAAUUAGUGCAAAUGAAGAUGGAGAUGCUUGAACAAGAAGAUUACAGAACAGAGAUAGAAGAGGUGCACCUUGAAAUAAGAUAAUUAAUUGUUACAGCCUUUCGCCUUUCUUCACAUCAACCAUUAUAACAGAUGGAAACAAGUCUUCUUUGCCAGAUGAAAACAAUAAUUGUUACUCAAAUUAUUGCAAUUCUUAUUCUUAAAGAUAACGAAUAAGAUAGACAAAUCUGCAAAUUCAAAACACACAACAACUUACAACAAAAUAUCAGCUAUGACAUUAAGUAUUCUGUUGAUUUUUGUUCUAUUUCAUAAUGCACUAUAAUUUCAUGGGUCAGUAUUUAGUUGGAUCACACAAUUAAUUUGCUCUAGCACAACUCUUUAUUUAACUAUGCUCGUAAACCUUUACUAGUCACUUUGGAAGGUAAUGCCAUAAGCUGUGAUUUCUUUUUGUUUGUCUGUGCUAUAAAUCUGUACAAUUUUGUGUAAGGGUGACUCGUCAAUUAAUUAUCUUUGGCGUUCCAAGUUCUCAUGUAAAAAUUAAUUUGCCAUUUUAAUUGUUCACCAUAGGUAAAUAGGCUACUUCUUUCGCUAAAAGGAUUUGACCUAAGUAUUCUUAAAAAAAUGUAAAUGUCACUUUCAUUUAAUAAUUACAAAUACCAUGAUAUUGUUUCAAUCAAAUUUAAAAGUCACAGUAAACUGUUUGAAGUUAAGAAUAGUAAUCUAAAUUACAAAAUGUUGCCUCCAUAUAUUUUUAUUUUCUUCCUAAUGGUAAAUUUUAGUUAUAGGACACUGGUAUUGAGCUUGGGUCCACAUUGUUUUAGUUAGUAUUUGUUAAUUAUAAAUUUACCUAUUUUUAUAUAAUUUUAUUGCAAGACAAAUUAUAUUGAGCAUUUUACUUUCUACUUUUGCACAUUAUUUAUUUUGUUACUAUGUUAUAUGUUAACUAUUCUCUGUAUAUAUUGAUUUGUUGAUUGUAAAGUAUUAUGACUUAGUAUCCAAGGUUGAAGCAAGUUUUAAAACACAUAGUCUCCUGUCAAUUUUUUCUAGGUUUUUUAAAAGAUAAAAUAAAGAAAAGUUAUUUAAAGAUUUUUUUAAGAAAAGUGUCCGUAAAAUUGUUUGUUACCUGUUAUUUAUCUAGAAUGUAUUUUAUGCACUGAAAUCCAUCCCAUGCAUGUAUCUCUUCCAAUCGUAUUGCUCAGGAAUCGUUGUUAAUAUCAGCCUAAACUUACAUAGAAGCAAUCUUUAAGCUCAAUUCACUUGGAAAGUAUUUUUACUGUGGAAAGUAGAAAGAGUACCUGCCGUCCUAAACUUUUGUUUGUUUUUAAGUAUUUCACUUUUGUUCAGUAUGUCCCCAAUCCGUCUUCCUGCAACACAAACAUAUGAAAUAUAUUUUGUAAGAUAUUAUUUUAGUGUAUAUAUAAUAAUGUGUUGUUUCCAAUGCUGGCUAGUAUUUUUGUGUUUGAACCAAAAACUGUAUCUAACAUUGAGUUUGUGGUUUUACCAAAUGGUAUCGAUUCUAACAUAAUUUAGUUUAAUUAGUAUUAUACAACUUAAUGUUAUUUUACUGUUCUAUUAUUUGGAGCUUUAGGCAAUUUUUAGUAGAGCCUCGCUAAAUCAGAAUGCCGAAAUAGUUUUGCUCGAUGAGUGUGAAGAAUUGUUUGAGAACAAUUAAUUAUUUUUCUAUCCUUAUAAUAAUGCAAUUUUUUCAAAAAAUUAAUAUUCGUUUGGUGCUGUAACUAACUAAAGGCCUAAUACGAAAUAAUAAAUUGUAACAUAGCUUUUAGUUUGUUUAGCAGAAGUUCAUUUUUAGGUUGGCAAAUUGUUUGAUUUAUCUUGAUUACAAACAUCAUACUUUGAUUGUUUUUAUUGACAUUACACCAUUGAUUAUAAUUUUUUUAUAAAAAGAAUCAUCGUACCCCUUGAUUUAUUACAAAGGAUGUAUUAUGGUUUCCACAAUUCUUGUAUGUAAAAAUAAACAAUCUAUUUACUCACAUGACAUGGUCCCUACUGUUUCAAAUAAUUUGUCAAGAAGAAUUUUUAAUUCAUAGCUUUUUAUCUGGAUGUUAAACUAUGCAUUUUCUGAUUUUGUGAUGGCCUACUGGGUAGCUUAUAUGUUAAGGGUGGUUUGAUAAUGUUAUUUUGUUUAUAUAGUUCCUGAUUUAUUCAAAGAUUAUACCAAAUAUAAAGUAACGGUUGUAAGAGGUAUUGAGCACAAUUCAAUAUACAGACUGCCUCGUGUAAAUGGUGUACAGAGUUUAAUAGUAUUGUAAUAUUUUUCUAGACUUUGUAUUAUAUUUUAAUCUAGUCAGUCAGUAAAUUUUGUUGUACAGUUGGUACUAUCAAAAGAUGCAUUGCUAAUCGCAUUUAAUGUGGAAUUGAAAUGGUUUUCUCAUUAUUAAAUGAAUAAUUUAUAAAAUUAA